CCAACGGUGACCGGCUCCUUCUUCUUUCUCAACUCCCCCUCUGUCUUCCGCCGCUCAGCCAACUCAUUCGCCGCCCUACUCACCAUGAUAAUAAAAAUCUUCCAGAUCUCAUCCUACACCUUAAUAUAACUCCUGAUGUCUAAUCUCAUUUAGUUGGUGUUCAAUUUGUGGAUUUCUGAUCGAAAUUGUCCCUCUCACAUGCCCCACCAAAUCAGGAGCUUCUCAGCUGAUUAAGCAGAAAAAAUCUCCGCUGCAAAUUAAGCACUUACUCCGUUACACCUGCAAUUUCCCGUUUAAUCGACAACCUGGCUGUCAAGGGCGUCGUCUAUGAUGAACAACAGCAUCUCGAUUGCCGUAUCCGACGACGAAUCUGAAGAACCCGUGACUCGUGUGCGGUCUCGGGUCCGCCGUAAGCGCAGGAAACCCUUCCUGAGGGGUAGGCCCGACCUGACACGAAAAUUACUCACGAAGCUCCUCAGGUGGUGGCCCGCUCUGCUGCUGCUCCUCGCCGUCGCCCUCCUAGUCUACGAGGCUGUCAAAAUUGGUGGCCGCGAUGGGCGAAGUAGGCCGCAAGAUAAGAGCUCGAGAAGUGCAGGUGGCCGGAGUAGCGGCGGUAAGCAGCAGGGAAACUUGAAUAGGCUCGAUCCUACUACGCGGGUUGUUGGAGGCGUUAGAGAGAGGUGUUUGAAGCUCCUACCUCCUGAAGAACUUGAGCAUCUGGAAAUUCCAAAUGAUGAGGACUCCAGAAGUCCUGUAAAAAAUUUGGUGUAUGCCUCGGAGACUGAUAGAGCCAGUAAAGCAGGGAAGUUCAACCUAUCCGCCGUAUAUGUCGAAGGUGCUAGAUUCAAUUUAUUCACAGGAAACCAAACUCUUGAGCACAGAGAAAAAAGUUUUAAGAUCUUUAGAAACUCAAAUGAUGCUGAGGUGACUGAAAGAGCUGAAGUCCACUGUGGUUUUUACUGUGAAAGGGGAGGUUUUAGAAUUUCUGAUGAAGACAAACGUUACAUGGAGACUUGCAAAGUUGUGGUCUCGACUUGUGCCUUUGGUGGUGGGGAUGAUCUUUAUCAACCUAUAGGAAUGUCUGAGACAUCACUUUCAAAGGUUUGCUAUGUCGCGUUCUGGGAUGAAAUUACUCUUGCAACACAAGAAGCGGAUGGGAAUAAGGUUGAUGAUAGCCAUUUUAUUGGGCGAUGGCGUAUUAUAAUAGUUAGGGAUUUGCCCUUCAGUGACCAAAGAUUGAAUGGGAAAAUACCUAAGAUGCUUCCCCAUCGUCUUUUUCCGAAUUCCAGAUAUUCCAUUUGGGUAGACUCCAAGUCUCAGUUUAGGAGGGACCCUCUGGGUGUGCUGGAGGCCUUACUUUGGCGUUCUAAUCAUGAACUUGCAAUCUCAGAACACGGGGCCCGCAGUAGUGUGUACGACGAGGCCAAAGCUGUCGUAAAGAAAAAUAAGGCCACUCCAGGGGAAGUUGAGGUUCAGUUGACACAGUAUCGCCUGGAUGGCCUUCCAGAGGAUAGAAGGUUUAACGGGAAAAAAGCUCUAGCCGAGGCUUCUAUAAUCGUGAGGAAGCACAAUCCAUUGACGAACUUGUUCAUGUGCCUUUGGUUUAAUGAGGUGGUCCGUUUCACUUCCCGCGAUCAACUAAGUUUUCCAUAUGUUCUUUGGCGGCUCAAAGGGUUAACACGCAUCAAUAUGUUUCCCGUCUGCACACGAAAGGAUCUUGUGAAUAGUAUGGGUCAUAUACGCAAGGCAAAGCCUCUGAUAAGUUAAUACAUAAGGUUUUCUGUCAGGUUCUAGCGAUCACUAGUUUUGGCUGGCAUCUGCUGUUUAUCAUGAAUUCAUGGUUUGAUGCACUGCAGAAGCCAGCCAGCCCCAUAUCAUGGUUAGUUUUACAAAUUAAAUUUAUCCCUGAUUAUGCUCGAAUAAUAUUCUUCAUUCUUUAGAUUCACGACCCUUGUCCGCGAGAAGGAUUUCGCAUCGGCAUUGUUUUCCCUCAUUUCUAAAAGUAUUACUGCAUACCAAUGGAGGUAUAAUUUAUGUAAAUGGUUUGCUAAGAUUAUUCAGACUGAAUUACAAAACUAUCCUGAGGUUUGUUAAGAUCCAAAAGGUUCAUUUUGUCGUCCAAAAGUACAAAAUGUAUCCUUUUGGACACAAAAGAGGGAGGGCUUGUAAGGUAAAGCACAAACUUAGGGUUUUUUUGCAAAAUAUUAUGGCGCAUUCUUGUAUUUUUCAAACAUAGUGGAAUUUCAUUAUGUAGUUUAUGAUAAGUCUCAUGUGCAUGUACAUUUUUAUUUUAUUCAAUUAUCCUGACUAUGGUUCUUACUUCCGACAGUGCUAUUUCAUUACAUUUUCCUUAUUCCCGUGCUCAAUAACAUAAUUUCCC
Striga asiatica is the source of this 2380-nucleotide messenger RNA. Lineage: Eukaryota; Viridiplantae; Streptophyta; Magnoliopsida; Lamiales; Orobanchaceae. The record is from the annotation of a GenBank genome assembly.